AUAUGAAACAGCGAGGCGCCGGGGAAAGACCCGGAUUGACCCCGCAGCUGAACGGUGAAAGUACUCGCUGUACUUCACUGGGUUUUCUGCUGCGUCUCAGGCGGUACACGGAUGAUAGAAAUGUCCAACUGGAAGCCUUUUGUUUUUGGCGGGCUGGCUUCUGUGACUGCGGAAUGCGGGACCUUUCCAAUCGACCUGGCCAAGACGCGGCUCCAGGUCCAAGGCCAGGUGGGCGACAGUAAGUACCGGGAGAUCCGCUACAGAGGAAUGCUCCACGCCAUGCUGAGGAUCGGGAGGGAAGAGGGGCUCCGGGCGCUUUAUUCCGGAAUCGCCCCCGCCAUGCUCCGGCAGGCCUCGUACGGGACCAUAAAGAUUGGGACAUACCAGAGCUUUAAGAGGCUUCUUGUUGACAGACCAGAAGAUGAGACGUUGCUGAUUAACGUGGCGUGUGGCGUUCUCUCUGGAGUCAUUUCCUCCUCCAUCGCCAACCCCACCGAUGUGCUGAAGAUCCGGAUGCAGGCUCAGGGAAACGUGAUCCAGGGCAGUAUGAUGGGCAACUUUAUCCACAUCUACCAGGAGGAGGGAACAAGAGGAUUGUGGAAGGGUGUUUCUCUUACUGCCCAGAGGGCGGCUAUUGUGGUCGGCGUUGAGCUUCCUGUGUAUGACCUCACCAAGAAGCACCUGAUGCUCUCAGGUUACAUGGGGGACACCGUGUGCACACACUUUGUGUCCAGCUUUGUGUGUGGCCUUGCCGGGGCUUUGGCCUCAAACCCGGUAGAUGUAGUCCGAACCCGCAUGAUGAACCAGAGAGGAGGAGCGCUGUACCAGGGAACACUGGAUUGCCUGCUGCAGACUUGGCGCUCUGAGGGCUUCAUGGCGCUGUAUAAGGGCUUCUUCCCCAACUGGCUCCGCCUUGGACCGUGGAACAUUAUCUUUUUCCUGACUUAUGAACAGCUGAAGAAGUUCAUUGUGUGAUAGAAGAACAACUGAACACUAGUGCAAACCGAAGUCUGGAUUCAAUGGUGGGACUAACAGGAGGGCAGAACACCAAUGUAAACUCGAGUGAAAGGACAGCCACAUUUCUUGUUCGGGCUGUUUGGACUCUGGAGCCGGAGGCAAAUGCGAAUGGGACAGCACAAGACCAUCACAUAACUUCAUUCACUCAUUCUCGCCCUACUUAAGGCUUAACAACUCGACAGUGAAACCGUAAC
Messenger RNA from Nematolebias whitei (Rio pearlfish), 1211 nucleotides. RefSeq names its product kidney mitochondrial carrier protein 1. The record is from RefSeq and is a predicted model, not a curated record. Gene Ontology annotation, cellular component: mitochondrial membrane. The transcript is spliced from 9 exons. Gene Ontology annotation, biological process: mitochondrial transport. Lineage: Eukaryota; Metazoa; Chordata; Actinopteri; Cyprinodontiformes; Rivulidae. The coding region runs from base 112 to 975 and encodes 287 amino acids.